AUGUCUUCAACCUACGAGUACCGCUACUCGCAAGAGAUUUCGCAGAUGGUGAGUUCAGCGACGCACUAGCGAGCAAAGUCAUCUCGAAUCAAAAACAAGCCCUUGCUCGAGCUGCAAGCUGCAAGCUGCAAGCUGCAUGAUCCGACAUUCCGACUGAUCCUAGCUGCCGCUCUCUGUGACAGAUGUUCGUAUUUGCCGAUCUUUCUGAUCCGCAUCCAGACGUCGUCAAGUUGGUGGAGGACAUCGUGCGAAGUCAGGUGCUGGAGCUGAUCAUCCAAUCCAGAGCACUAUCUCAACGAAGAGGAUCGCGCUUUGUGAAUGCGGAGGAUCUCAUCUUCUUGAUCAGAGAUGAUCGAGCCAAGGUGAACAGGCUCAAGACCUACUUGAGCUGGAAGGACGUGAGGAAGAAUGCAAAGGAUUCGGAAGGUGGUGAUGCUGCUGCUGCGGGACCUGAAGAGGAAGGGGCGGAUGCUGUACCCAAGACGAGAGCGAAAAAGAUCCGUCUACCUUGGGAGAUCAGCACCGUCUUCACGGAGCAUCUGGUCAAUAAUGCUGCGGAGGAAGACGAAGAGGAUGAGGAGGACGUCGAGGCGCUCGAGGAGAGCUUGCAGAGAUUAAAGGUGAGUGGGCUCGACUCUGAGCUAGACCUGCUUGGCGAAAGUCUCGUACAAACCAUCAUCUCAAGACUGACUUUUUCGCUUUGCCCUUCCUGGUAGGAUGCUGACGAGGCGACGCGCAAGAUGACUCGUGACGAGUACGUGCACUAUUCAGAGUGUCGUCAAGCCUCCUUCACCUUCCGCAAGGGUGAGUCUACUACGUCGUAGAGAGCAUUUUGUCUCGACCAAAUAUUGACUUUGACUAGAUCCCCGUCCAAAGCCAAGAAAUUCAGAGAAUUCAUCAACGCAGGAGCUUACCUAGAUGGCAAGCCGAAUGACGACAUGAUCGACAUUCUUGGAUUCUUGGCUUUCGAAGUAGUGCGGGAGUUGUGCGAAGGAGCGUUGAAGAUCAAGCAACAGAUCGAAGAACAGACUGAAGAGAAGAAGCGAGGGUUGGGGCGAGAGAAGCGUCUUCGCAGUGGGAAUGCGCAGGCAAGAGCCGGGCCAAGCGAAAGAAGCAGCAGACUCGUCGAUGGCAAGGAUGGCGCGAGCGAGAACAUUGGAGACGCGGAAGCUCGACAAGGCGUCAUCGGAACAAGCGCCGAUCGAUCGUCCUCCACAAGUCCCCAUAAGCGCAAGAUGAUAGAGUCCAGCUCGGAUCCUACGGGACUCAACGGUCCCACUGUAGGUGUCGCUUUCCCUCCCAACAAGAGGCGCGCGCAUUUGAGCGGAAUGACUACAUCGGCUUCGACGCCUGCACUCAAUCUGCACGAGAACAUCGGUAGAGCGUCGUCGCCUCAAGCUCCUCAAGCCAUGCGUGCUUCUCCAAGCCGAGCAGACCACGACGAAUCCUGCACGCUCUUCACCAUGCCCCCCAUCAAAACUUCAGGACUGGACCUCAGCCACAUCCAAGAGGCCUUUGCUCGUCUGCAGAGGAAAAGGCCUGCCUUGGGCGUUGGUGGCGGCGGGAUAUCCGGUGGUUUGCGCCGAACCAAGUACAGAAUCAUCUGA
Messenger RNA from Ceraceosorus bombacis, 1607 nucleotides. The record is from the annotation of a GenBank genome assembly. Lineage: Eukaryota; Fungi; Basidiomycota; Exobasidiomycetes; Ceraceosorales; Ceraceosoraceae.